Molecule: messenger RNA, 1864 nt
Organism: Passer domesticus (house sparrow)
Lineage: Eukaryota; Metazoa; Chordata; Aves; Passeriformes; Passeridae
Product: basic proline-rich protein-like
Exons: 4
Coding region: 1-1470 (489 amino acids)
Source: RefSeq, a predicted model, not a curated record
AUGGCGCUGCAGCUGCCGCUGACCCUGGACUUGGAGCCACCAUCGGACACAGCCUCGGACACGGCGCUGCGGCCACCACUGCGGCCACCGUUGAUCCUGGACUUGGAGCCACCAUUGGACACAGCCUGGGAUCCAGCGCCACGGCCACCAUUGAUCCUGGACUUGGGGCCGCCAUUGGACACGGCCUCGCGGCCACCACUGCGGCCACCAUUGACCCCGACCUCGGGACUGGCAUCGGACACGGCCUCGCGGCCACCUCUGCGGCCAGCGUUGACCUCGGGCGGCCUCAGAGUGGACAUUGGCCUGGGCGUGGCGGCCGGAGCCGACGUGGAUGAGCUUGGGGCGGGCGGCGCGGCCGAAGUGACCGCUGGCAUCGGGGCGGGCGUGGCCCUCAGCAUCGGCGCCAACAUCGGGCCCGGCCUGGCCGGCGGCGCCAUCAGGGCCAGCGUGGGGCUGGGCAUCGCCCCGGACAUCGGAGUGACCGUCGGGGCCGCCCUGGGAGCCAACGCGGGCCCCGCGCUGCCGUCCGGACCAAACCCCGGCCUUGGACACAAUUCUGGCCUUGGACCAAACCCCGGCCUAGGACCAAACCCCGGCCUAGGACCAAACCCCGGCCUUGGACCAAACCCCGGCCUUGGACCAAACCCCGGCCUAGGACCAAACCCCGGCCUAGGACCAAACCCCGGCCUAGGACCAAACCCCGGCCUUGGACCAAACCCCGGCCUAGGACACAAUUCUGGCCUUGGACCAAACCCCAGCCUAGGACCAAACCCCAGCCUCGGACACAAUUCUGGCCUUGGACCAAACCCCGGCCUUGGACCAAACCCUGGCCUCGCUGUCGGGCCCGGCCUGGGCUCCGCCGUGGGCCUGGCGGCCGGAGCGGCCCUGGGCCCCGAGCUGGACAUUGGCCUGGGUGUGGACGUGGCCCCCGCGGCCGGGCCGGGCCUGGGCUCCGGCCCCGGGCUGGGCUCGGCGCUCGGCUUCGCCGUGGGAGCCGCGCUCGGCGCCAGUGCCUGCCCCGGCCUGGCGCGGCCCGACGUGGAGCCCGAGCUGGGCCUGGGCCUGGGCCUGGCCCCGCCGCUGGGGCUGCUGCGCCUGGGGCUGGGGGUCCCGGGCGAGACCCCCCGGCGGCGGCACCGAGACCUGGACGCCGCCCUACACCCCCCCGCCAGGCGCCGCCCUUCGCCUUCGGGGCCCCCCGAGCCCCCCGAGGCCGCCGCCGAGAAGCUCCCGCCGAGCCCCGAGAGCCCCGGGGGGGUCCCGGGGGGUCCCCCCGGUUCUCUGCUGACCCCCGAGACGUCGCCGCCGCCGCCCCCCCGCCGCCGCGGGCGGGGCCGGCGCUGCGGCGGCUGCUGCAGGGGCUGGCGGCCAUCGCCGCCCGCGGGGGGCCCCGGCGCCCCUCGGGGGGCUCCCCCCGCGGCCCGGCCCGCGCCCCCCCCAGCCCCGGUCGCCCCGCGACCCCUUCGCUGAGUUGUAUCAACUCCCCCAGAGCCGCCUCCAGGACGCCUUCCGCAAAGCCGGAAGCCAGCGCGCCCCGUCGUUCUGAACUAAGUCUGUGACGCGACUUGCCCCCAGUAUGGCAUAUUGUCAUUGUCACCCGGCCCGGGCCAGCGCCCCCCGGCCCGGCCGCCCCCGCCCGCCGCCCCCCGGGGCCGCUCGUGCUAAUUUAACUCGUAACGAGUCUCUAAGGUAAUUGGGGGGGGGCUGGUGGCCCCCCCCCUCCCCCAGCCCGGACGCCUGGGGACCGCCCUCGUGUCCCCUCCCCCGGAUUUUGUCACCUUUCCCCCCAAUUUUGUCCCCUUUCCUCCAUUUUGUCCCCUCCCCCAGAUUUUGUCCCCUCCCCCCCAUUUUGUCCCCCUCCCCC